Messenger RNA from Caenorhabditis angaria, 802 nucleotides. Lineage: Eukaryota; Metazoa; Nematoda; Chromadorea; Rhabditida; Rhabditidae. The record is from the annotation of a GenBank genome assembly.
AUGUUUUUUCUGCCGCUAACUUUUGCCUUUUUCCUGCAUUUCACGUAAGUGAUUCAAUUCAAUUCAUGAAAAAGUCACGAUUUUUAAAGGCACACAGCUCGAGGUCUCGACACGAUCUACGACUACACGGCGAAGAACGCGGCGGGAAAUUCGAUUUCGCUCGAAAAAUAUCGCGGGAAUGUGGUGAUUUUGGCGAAUGUGGCGAGUUAUUGCGGCUAUACACAAUCGAAUUAUGAGGAUUUCAAGUAUUUGGAGGAGAAAUAUUACGAGCGUGGGCUGAGAAUUGCGCUUUUCCCGUGUAAUCAGUUUGGACAACAGGUGAGGAGGAGGGACUAGAAAACCAACAAAACAAAACUAGGCCACCCAAGGGUAUCUUUAGAAAUUCCAAAAGGUCUUGUGGCCUAGAAAACCAAUAGAAAAACCUAGGUCAUGUCAUAAAUAACCCCUGAAAACCUUAAUUUUUGCAACUGCGCUCCACGGCAAAUUCCCCCGCCAAACCCCCAAAAUUCAAAUAUUUCCGCAGGAACCCGACACACUUCCGCAAAUCUCCACCUUCAUCUCUCAAACUUUCGCAUACGAACCCGAAUUCUUCGACAAAAUCCACGUAAGCGGCCCGAAAUCCAGCGAUUUGUUCGAUUUUCUGCAAAGAGACGCCGAAAUUUCGUGGAACUUCUGGAAAUUUCUGGUGAAUCGUCAAGGAGUUGUUGUCAAAAUAUUGGACCAUUCGAAAAAUCCCCGAGAUUUCGAGCAACAAAUUAUCGAUUUAUUGGGCUCAGAAGAUGCGGCAAAAAUCGAGCUUUGA